CGAGGUUGCAGCUUUGUUUGGGCUCCAUCGACUGCAUUCCGCUGCAGAAUCACUGACUGGUGCAUGCACAGCGUUUCACCAAUCGCCUUUUGCACAUGAACUCACCGCUUGACGCCAUCGACAACUGCACAUUGCAUGCUCUCCCUGACGGGCGAGCUGUCGCAACGCGCUUGGGAAUACGAAACGCCUCGACUCGACGCCAUCAACGCGACGCUGCACACUGCAUAUGCAUUGCGCGAGGGGCGAGAGGGUCGCAACGCGCUACGCCACACCAAUCAUGCGCAGGUACCAUGCUCGCGUUAAGACUAGCAUCGCGCAUGACGGCGCGCCGCGCGUCGUCGCGGCGCCUGAGCGUCCCGAGCGUCAUGAAGGCUGCUGUGGUGCGCGAACCCGGCGCCGCCGACGCGCUUAAAGUAGAAAGUGACUUCCCCGUGCCCGACAUCGCGGCGGGCCAGGUGCUCGUGAAGAACGCCUUUGCCGGCAUCAACUUUAUUGAUACGUACCACCGCUCGGGCCUGUACGCCCGCGAUUUGCCCUUUGUGGGGGGCCAGGAGGGCGGCGGCGAGGUCGUCGCCGUCGGUUCGGAUGUCAAGGACGUCAAGGUCGGCGACAAGGUCGCCUACUCGGUCUUUGGCAGUUACGCGGAGUACACGGCCGUGCCCGCGGCCAAGUGCUUGCCCGUGCCCGACGACGUGCCCAUGGAUGUGGCUGUGUCCUGCGUCGUGCAAGGUUUGACGGCGCACUACCUCACGUCGGACGCCCACGCGCAGCUCAUCCAGCCGGGCGAGUGGAUGUUGGUUCAUGGCGUCGGCGGCGGCACGUGCCAGUGGGCGGCGCAGAUGGCGAAGAUCCGCGGCUACAAGGUCAUCGGCACGUGCGCCAAGGGCAAGGGCGACAUCGGCAAGGCCACGGGCGUUGAUGAAUUGAUCCUGUACGACGAGGCGCCGGGCACGGCCUACGAGGAUUAUGAGUCCGUCGACGGCCUCGCGAAGGUUUUGGAGAUCACGGACGGCGCGGGCUGCAAGGCCGUGAUCGACGGCAUCGGCAAGGCGACGCUCGACAUGUCCCUCGGGUCCCUCGCGCAGCGGGGCAUCUUCGUGUCCUUCGGCAACGCGUCCGGCGCGGUGCCGGCCUACCCGCCGCUGCGCCACAUCGCCAAGUCGAGCUUCAUGUGCCGGCCGAAGCUCCUGGACUACACGCGGAACCGCGAGGAGCUCCUCUACCGCUCGAACGAGAUCAUGGGCUGGCUCCAGAGCGGGCAGCUCAAGGUCUCGGUGGACACGUCCUUCCCGCUCGACCAGGCGGCCGAGGGCCACAAGUACCUCGAGAGCGGCGCGUCGACGGGCAAGGUGCUGUACCGCAUCGACUGAGUGGCGGACACUUGCGCGUGGGGAGUGUAGGACUGCCUAGUUG
Pelagomonas calceolata is the source of this 1413-nucleotide messenger RNA. The record is from the annotation of a GenBank genome assembly. Lineage: Eukaryota; Pelagophyceae; Pelagomonadales; Pelagomonadaceae.